Messenger RNA from Spodoptera littoralis (African cotton leafworm), 1140 nucleotides. NCBI's taxonomy places the organism in Eukaryota, Metazoa, Arthropoda, Insecta, Lepidoptera, Noctuidae. The record is from the annotation of a GenBank genome assembly.
AUGUCGUCGUAUUUUGAUUUCUUUUGUCAGAACAAAGAAAAUGAGAGUAGAGAAAAAAGUACACAAAAUGAAGAUCGAAUCUUAGGCACUUGUUACUCAAUGUGUCCUGAAGAUGAAGUCAAAUUGCGUGAGGCGGAACGCCUAGUUCAUGUAUUAGAAGUAUGGGGGAGUGAGAGAAGGCUUGUGAAGAGCUACAGUAGAUCAGCAGCGGACUCCAAUAUGGCAGUACCACAUCUGCUGCGGCCGUACUCGGUGCUUACCAACACUGUACAGUAUCUGCUGCUUGACGUCACAAGAAGAAUGGAUGUGCCUGUACCGGUAUUAUAUGACUUUGUGAAUGAUCGCCUGAGAGCAGUAAGGCAGGACAUCACCAUCCAGCGACUUAUUCCAACUCAAUGUGUUUACCUUCUGGAACCUAUGAUCAGAUUCUAUGUUUACUAUGGAUAUGUAUUAUCAGGCCAUCCUCUAAAGGACUAUGACCCAGUCCUGAACAAGAAGUACUUGUUAGAAUGUUUGAAAUGGUACCUCUCAUGCUGUGACAGCAUUGCUAAGGAUCAAGGAAAUAUAGAUGAGCUCUCUGGUUUCUUCUCGGGGCUACAAGUUAAUAUUAGGGAAAGUAAAACUAAAUUAGUAAAUGAUCAAGUGUUGUUGGAAAGUUUAUAUAUAUUAUGCAAUCUUGAUGACUUGCAUCCACUGUACAGAUAUCUUAAGAUGACCAAAGAUCUUAAAAGACAAGAAAAACUUCAAUUAUCAUACCAAAUAGCAAUAGCAAAUCUUCAGGGCAACUAUGUGAAAGUGUGUAGGCUGUCAGGAAAGCUGUGCCCUCUGUUAUACUGUGCCUUAUCUACUUACUUGCCAAAAUUGCAAUGGCGUGCACUAAAUGUGAUGUGCCAUGCAUAUAACAACAAACGCUUGACAGUACCAAGCACUGCACUUGUUCAUUGGUUAUGCUUCAGCACAGAAAGAGAUGCAAAAAGUGCAUGCUCACAUUACGGACUUAAAGUGAACGAAGAUGCGAUACUAUUUGAUAGAAGCGAAUUUAAAACAGAUGCACGUUUGCAUAUCCCAGUAAUUCGGAAUAUUACGAAGAAGUUUGAAGUAAGCCUGAUUGAUAUAUUUACAUAUGAAACAAGUAAAUAG